UUUAUCAAGUAAAGUUAACCAAAAUCAUACUCGCAUCGUUUCAGUUUUAGGGCAAAAACACCCGAACUCGCUUUUUAUAUUUUUGCAAGAAAAACUCGCUUCUUUUGACUCAGAAAAAAGAUCUUUCAGUUCGAUCUAUACAUCUCUUAAGGUCAAGUAUUUAUUGCCAAAAGCUCUCUGAUCAUUCUUCGUUGAGACAAGAGACAGCUGCUUUUCAGCAAGGAAUGAUUUGUUGCAUGAUCUUUUGACAUUUAUGCAAUGUCGGGUUUACUUAAUUCUUCGCUAAAUGGUUCAGCUUCAAAUCUUCCAGACAAUACUGGGCGUUCUUUUGCUACAUCUUUCUCUGGACAGUCUGGUGCGGCAUCUCCUGUUUUCCAUCAUUCUGGAACUAUUCAAGGGCUGCAUAAUAUCCAUGGGAGCUUUAAUGUUCCAAACAUGCCAGGUACACUUACAUCAAGAAACACUACACUAAAUAAUGUUCCUUCUGGCGGGAUUCAACAACCUACUGGGAGUCUCUCUAGUGGGCGAUUUGCAUCCAAUAAUAUCCCUGUUCUCUCUCAGUUAUCUCAUGGGAGCUCUCAUGGACAUUCAGGAGUCACAAACAGAGGAGGUAUAAGUGUUGUAGGUAACCCUGGAUUUAGUAGUAAUACAAAUGGAGUUGGUGGUUCUAUUCCUGGGAUUCUUCCUACCUCUGCUGGAAUUGGUAACCGGAAUGCUGUUCCAGGAGUGGGCGUAUCCCAGAUUUUGGGAAAUACAGGUCCUCGGAUAACUAGUUCUAUGGGAAACAUGGUUGGUGGUGGCAACAUAGGAAGGAGCAUAAGCUCAGGUGGAGGAUUAUCUGUUCCUGGUCUUGCAUCUCGACUAAAUCUAACUGCAAAUAGUGGAUCUGGAAGUUUAAGUGUGCCAGGACAAAAUCGAUUAAUGAGUGGUGUCCUUCCACAAGGAUCUCCACAGGUAAUUUCCAUGCUAGGAAGUUCCUAUCCUAGUGGUCGUGGUCCUCUUUCACAAAGUCAUGUCCAAGCAGUGAACAACCUCAGCUCUAUGGGAAUGUUGAAUGAUGUGAACUCCAAUGAUAGUUCCCCUUAUGACAUAAACAAUGAUUUCCCAGUGUUGACUAGUCGUCCUAAUUCUGCUGGAGGACCUCAAGGACAAUUGGGUUCUUUGCGAAAACAAGGUCUUGGAGUCAGCCCUAUUGUUCAACAAAACCAAGAAUUUAGCAUCCAAAAUGAAGAUUUUCCAGCUUUGCCAGGAUUUAAAGGUGGUAAUGCUGAUUACUCGAUGGAUUUACACCAGAAAGAACAACUGCAUGACAACACCAUGUCAAUGAUGCAAUCUCAGCACUUCCCUAUGGGCAGGUCUGCUGGAUUCAACUUGGGGGGUAAUUUUUCAUCAUAUCGUCCACAGCAGCAGCAACAACAUGCGCCUGCUGUCAGUAGUAGUGGUGUCUCUUUCUCACCUGUGAACAAUCAAGAUCUUCUUCAUGGUUCAGACAUUUUUCCAUCUUCACAUUCAACCUAUCACUCACAGACGAAUGGACCUCCUGGGAUUGGAUUGAGACCUCUAAACUCGCCAAAUACAGUUUCGGGUAUUGGAUCAUAUGAUCAGCUCAUCCAGCAAUAUCAACAGCACCAGAACCAGUCCCAGUUUCGGCUACAACAAAUGUCAGCAGUUAAUCAGUCAUUUAGGGAUCAAGGCAUGAAAUCCAUGCAGGCAGCACAAUCUGCUCCUGACCCAUUUGGGUUACUAGGGUUGUUAAGUGUUAUAAGGAUGAGUGACCCUGAUCUGACCUCCCUGGCUCUUGGAAUUGACUUAACUACUCUUGGAUUAAAUUUGAAUUCAACAGAAAACCUUCAUAAGACGUUUGGCUCCCCAUGGUCUGAUGAACCGGCUAAGGGUGAUCCUGAGUUUAAUGUGCCACAAUGCUAUUAUGCUAAACAACCUCCUGCUCUACAUCAAGGCUACUUUUCAAAGUUCACGGUGGAAACAUUAUUUUAUAUUUUUUACAGCAUGCCAAAGGAUGAAGCUCAAUUAUAUGCUGCGAAUGAACUUUAUAACAGAGGCUGGUUUUAUCACAAAGAGCACCGGUUGUGGUUCAUAAGAGUACCCAAUGUGGAGCCACUUGUUAAAACAAAUACAUAUGAGAGAGGAUCUUACCACUGCUUUGAUCCAAACACAUUCGAAAUAAUCAGAAAGGAUAAUUUUGUUCUUCAUUACGAGAUGCUGGAAAAGAGACCGGCUCUACCUCAACAUUAACAUGUUUUUCCAUUACAAUGUAAAGUUUCAGUUAUGUACUCAAUUCAUUAGAACGUAAUCAGUUUGCAGCAUUAAUGUUACUUGAAUUUUAUAUUUUUGGCAA
Ricinus communis (castor bean) is the source of this 2356-nucleotide messenger RNA. RefSeq names its product probable NOT transcription complex subunit VIP2. Gene Ontology annotation, cellular component: P-body; CCR4-NOT core complex. The transcript has 14 exons. Bases 259 to 2253 code for a protein of 664 amino acids. The record is from RefSeq and is a predicted model, not a curated record. Gene Ontology annotation, biological process: regulation of DNA-templated transcription; nuclear-transcribed mRNA poly(A) tail shortening. NCBI's taxonomy places the organism in Eukaryota, Viridiplantae, Streptophyta, Magnoliopsida, Malpighiales, Euphorbiaceae.